Molecule: messenger RNA, 3276 nt
Organism: Myotis brandtii (Brandt's bat)
Lineage: Eukaryota; Metazoa; Chordata; Mammalia; Chiroptera; Vespertilionidae
Gene: GAREM1
Product: GRB2 associated, regulator of MAPK1
Exons: 6
Coding region: 16-2544 (842 amino acids)
Biological process (GO): epidermal growth factor receptor signaling pathway; cellular response to epidermal growth factor stimulus
Molecular function (GO): proline-rich region binding
Source: RefSeq, a predicted model, not a curated record
GCAUGAUGAGGUGCAAUGAUGUGUGUUCUGAUAACAGGAGAAUGCAUCGAAGGGCUGCGGGAGAACGACUACCUGCUGAUCCACUCGUGCCGCCAGUGGACCACCAUCACCGCCCACAGCCUGGAGGAGGGGCACUACGUCAUUGGGCCGAAGAUAGAGAUCCCGGUGCACUACGCCGGCCAAUUCAAGCUGCUGGAACAGGACCGAGAUAUAAAGGAGCCAGUGCAAUAUUUCAACAGCGUGGAGGAGGUGGCCAAAGCGUUCCCUGAACGCGUGUACGUCAUGGAGGAAAUAACGUUCAACGUGAAGGUGGCCUCGGGGGAAUGCAACGAGGACACGGAGGUGUACAACAUCACCCUGUGCACCGGCGACGAGCUCACGCUCAUGGGGCAGGCGGAGAUCCUGUACGCGAAGACCUUCAAGGAGAGGUCGCGGCUCAACACCAUUUUCAAGAAGAUCGGGAAGCUCAACUCCAUCGGCAAGCUGGGCAAGGGCAAGAUGCCCUGCCUCAUCUGCAUGAACCACCGCACCAACGAGAGCAUCAGCCUGCCCUUCCAGUGCAAGGGCCGCUUCAGCACGCGCAGCCCGCUGGAGCUGCAGAUGCAGGAGGGCGAGCACACCAUCCGCCACAUCGUGGAGAAGACGCGGCUGCCCGUGAACGUGACCGUGCCCAGCCCGCCGCCCCGGAACCCCUACGACCUGCACUUCAUCCGCGAGGGCCACCGCUACAAGUUCGUCAACAUCCAGACCAAGACGGUGGUGGUGUGCUGCGUGCUGCGCAGCAACAAGGUCCUCCCCAUGCACUUCCCGCUGCACCUGACGGUGCCCAAGUUCAGCCUCCCCGAGCCCCUGGGCCAGCGGGACCUGUGGCCCGAGGCCCUGGUGCACCACUGGCUGGGCGUCUGCCAGGAGCAGUUCGACAUCGACGAGUACUCCCGGGCCGUCCGCGACGUGAAGACCGACUGGAGCGAGGACUGCAAGAGCCCCAAGAAGGGCCGCUGCCCCGGCCACAGCCACGUGCCCAGCUCGCUCAGCUACGCGCGCGACGAGCUCACCCAGUCCUUCCACCGCCUCUCCGUCUGCGUCUACGGCAACAACCUCCAUGGCAACAGCGAGGUGAACCUCCACGGCUGCAGGAACCUGGGGGGCGAGUGGGCCCCGUUUCCCCACGACAUCCUGCCCUAUCAGGACCCGGGGGACAGCGGAGGGAGCGACUACCUGUUCCCCGAAUCCAGCGAGGAGUCCACGGGGGUCCCGGCAAAGCCCGAGCUUCCCUACGAGGAGCUGUGGCUGGAGGAAGGCCCCGCCGGCCCCCCGCCGCUCGCCCGCUCGCUGAGCGCCAGGAGCCGGUGCGAGCAGCCGCGAGGGUCGGCCCGGUCCAAGUGCGCACCCUCUCCUCUGCCCGGGCAGCUGGGAGGAGCAGCCGUGCCGCCUGCCGAGAUCGCCCUACCUCCACCUCCAGUGCCUCCCAAGUCCGAAGCCGUCAGGGAAGAGUGCCGGCUCCUGAACGCCCCGCCGGUUCCGCCCCGAAGCGCCAAGCCUCUGUCCACCAGCCCCUCCGUCCCGCCUCGCGCAGCCAGGCCCCGGCCGCAGACUCGCUCUCCCAGCCCCACCCUGUCCUACUACUCAUCAGGGCUGCACGACAUCAGCGUGACUAAGAGCGACGCCAGCCCUUCCGACAGCACCCCCGCCUCCUGCUACCCGUGCCACCGUGGGAAGCCCGACUCGGUGGACCUGCAGUCCCCUCCGGGCAGCCCCUCGGACCCGCUGUCCGCCCGGCUCUCCUGGCCCAGCCAUCACUCGGGAGCAUCCUCCGAGGGCCACGCCCGCAGUGACUUCCUGUUGGACCCCAGCCGCAGCUACAGUUACCCCAGGCAGAAGACGCCGGGCACACCCAAGAGACACUGCCCGGCGCCCUUGGACCUGGAGGGCCGUGAGCCCCAGGCCGGCCCCCCCAGCGCAGCCCCUGCAGGAUUCGGCGGCAGCGGCUCCGGCUGCCCCAAGUCGGCCAGCUACUCCCUGGGGAGCACAGACGAGAAGCCGCUGGCGGCUGGCACCACCAAGCAGAGCCUGUCGUGCCCCGCCCUGCCCCCCCGGGCCCCCAGGCCGGUGGAAGAGAAAGCCUCCUCUGGAACCCCGCCUUUGCCUCUGAAAAUCGACGGUGCUGAGGGGGACCCCACGGCGGGGUCCGCGGACCUGGCCGAGGACCCGUACUUCGUGCCGAAGGGCGCGCAGGACAUCUUCUCGGUCCCGUACCCCUUCUCCUCGCCGCUCCACCUGCAGCUGGCCCCCCGCUCCUGCGGGGAUGGCUCCCCCUGGCAGCCGCCCGCCGACCUGUCGGGACUCUCCAUCGAGGAGGUGUCCAAGUCCUUGCGGUUCAUCGGGUUGUCAGAAGACGUCAUCUCCUUCUUCGUGACCGAAAAGAUUGACGGGAAUUUGCUCGUGCAGCUGACAGAAGAAAUCCUCUCGGAGGAUUUCAGACUAAGCAAACUGCAGGUGAAGAAGAUCAUGCAGUUCAUCAACGGCUGGAGGCCCAAGAUAUAGCCCAGUCCCCCCGCCGGCAUCGCACGAACCGGGAACGCGUGCUAGAGGCGGGGCUGGGACACGAGCUCAUGUUUUCUUUUGCACUAAAAACCUUCUCUGUAAAUAGGGGUAAGAGAAGCCCUCACUAGACAGAUCACGUUUUUGAACGGUGAACAGGCUAUUUUGUACAUCAAUAAAAACGCUGUCCAGAACACUCAGAGGUGCCUUGUACGUCACUCAACACUCAGCAGCUGCUAAACGGCAACAGGCAUGUCCCGAGUCAGGAUUCUCACCCCCGAGCAGGGUGAUGCGAGACGGGAUGAUAUUUAUUACAGAAUAGCCAAAGCGGAAGAGACACGAGAAUCUCUAAGAAACAAAACAAACCAACAGUUUUGGACAACAGUCCCUUCCUGGGGGGGGAGAUCUAUUGUAGUGAGCGCUACCCUGUGCUCUGUUUGGGGUACUCAGUGCGAACUGUCUUACUCUUGUGCCUGGAAUGUUAGUGAUAUGAAAUGACACUGGAAUGUCAGGUGCUCGGUGGGGAUCUGUGCAUCGAAAGGCAUUUUCCAAAAGUCGUGUGUGGAUGGAAGACACAGGACAUCCUUAGAAAUCAUACAAACCGUGACCGCAGUCAUUCAUCCGUAACUGCUGCUAAUUUUAUUGAGCAGAAGAAGAAAAAAAAAAACAACACAGAAUAGAUACAAUAUGUGUGUAAAUGUCUACGCAAUACAUAUGUGUAUGUUUUAAACCUCA